AUGCAUUUUCUUCUAUGCAUUUUAUUGUAUAUUUUUGAAACAUUUUCUUACACCAGAUAGCGCCACCGUAUGAGAGAGUAGUGACCGAUACGUAGAUUAGAGAUACGACCAUAAGUGUUUAGGUUGUUCUGCUGUCGUUAUCGUGUAUUAUCACCUUGUUAGUAUUUAAAUAUACGUCUAACGUUAAUUUUAAUUGUCUAUUCAAACAUUAACGUGAUUUAUUUUGUUAUCCUUAUAAAUAUUGUUUCCUAAAUUACAUAUUUGAAAAGUAGUAACUCGAUCACCACUUAUAUCCGAUGAUAUAAUAAUAAUGAUGAUGAUGAUUAUUAUGAUGAUCGUCUUAAUAAAGCGAAGAAGUGCACAAGUGUAUUAAAGGUAAUCCUUUCUUGAAGAAUAAGUGUGCAAAAGUAUUAACAAAUUCUUAUUUUAUUAUUUCGAAAUACGCGAAUAAAAAAGGAAUCGCAUGGUAUCGAUUAUCUCACGUCUCGAAUCGUUAUCCUUGUUUUUUUUUAAAUAUAUAAUGAUCUCCUGACAUGUGUAAAAAGAAAAAGGAUAUAAUAAUGUAUUUUUUAAGUUAUAUUUCUUACUUAAACACCGAUCAAUUCUAGUAAAAUAAUGAAAAAAAAAAAAAAAAAAAAGAAAGGAUAACGACGAGAAAUUAACGUUAGGAACAAAAUAUUAGUGAAUAACUUUGCAUUUGUUUAGUAGUCAAGAGUAAUAUUGUUCACUAAACAAAAACAAAAAAAUAUAUAACUGUUUUUUAGCCCGCGAUUUGUGUGUGUGAGAAAUUAAGUAUAGAAUGUUGACGAUUACACGCGCACCGAAUUAUAUUUAACACUCGUGCACAUUCGCGUCGUAAGAAAACGAUCUCGUUUAUAAAUAUAUAUACACAUAUAUAUUAUUUUUCAACGUUGUUUUUAAUCGUCCUACGAAUUAUUAUGCGUUGUCGAUAUAUAAACGACGAUAUAGUAGAGUAUUUAAAUAACGUUGUCUCGGUUGCAAUAUUUGUUCGGCCAUUAAAAAGAUGGCGCGAGAAUGCACUGAGGAUGGUCUUGUGCUUACCACAAUGGUGGUAGGAGUCGAGGAUCACGUGACACUUGCGUCGCAGGGCCGCUUGUCGCGCGACCAUCCGAGGCCAGCCAUUUUGAUUAGUAACAUGGCGUCAGCGGAGAUUAAUAUGGCGUCCUCGGACAUAAUAACCGAAGUGGAGCCAGAAAUCCAGGAGGUCGAAAUCGAAACAAUACCGGUUGAAAUACCUUGCGAAACGGUGGAAACGACUAUCGAAGGGGACGAUGGCCAGCCGAUGAUCGCAUUGCAACCAUUACCGGAACCAGGCCGUGAAGAAAUCAUUCUACAGACGCAAGAGGAAAUCGUCGGCGCCGAUCCACUAAGCGUGUACGAUCAGAUACCAGUACCAGAGAACGACAUUUAUGUCGAAUCGAGUCCUGGACCAUCGAGAAAGGGUACGAAGAAGGCUAGAAAAGGUGGAGCUGCCAGAUAUCGAACAUCCGAUCACGCAAUAUUCGGUGAAAUGGGUUCGGAAACGAAAACAAGAAAGUGGGAGCAGAAGCAAGUGCAAAUCAAAACCCUUGAAGGUGAAUUCUCGGUGACAAUGUGGGCAUCUGGAACUGAUGAUGAUGAAGGCUCUAAUCCAGAACCUGAUCCAGAUUUUACUGAAUAUAUGACAGGCAAGUCAAACACAAAGUUUAAUCAUUCUGGAAGUUCUGUUUCCGAUGGAAUGCCUGGUCUCGAUUUAUCAGAUCCUAAACAGCUAGCGGAAUUUGCCAGACCUGGGCAUAAAUUGAAAGUACGCAAGCCACCUGUUAUGGAUGGUGCAGAACGCACAAUUGCUUGUCCUCACAAAGGCUGUACAAAAAUGUUUCGGGACAACAGUGCUAUGCGUAAGCACUUGCAUACACAUGGACCUAGAGUACAUGUAUGUGCAGAAUGUGGGAAGGCUUUUGUUGAAAGUUCAAAAUUAAAGAGGCACCAGUUAGUGCAUACUGGAGAGAAACCUUUUCAAUGUACAUUCGAAGGAUGCGGCAAAAGAUUUAGCCUUGAUUUUAAUUUGCGUACCCAUGUCAGAAUUCACACAGGUGACAGACCAUAUGUAUGUCCAUUUGAUGGGUGUAGCAAAAAAUUUGCACAAUCCACGAAUCUUAAAUCACACAUACUGACCCAUGCAAAGGCUAAAUCGAGGAAUACAAUUGGAAGACAAGUACAACAAAUUCAACUUCAACAACCUCAAUUCGUCCAAGUCGAAGUUGCGGAUGUGGAUAACCAACAAUUUAUUGUCUAUGCUGAUUAGCCCCCCCAAAUAUUGAUCUCGUAUCCUGGUGAAUCUAUUAUGAAAUAUCAUAACCACUAAUUAUUAACAUAAGCAGUGUAAAUAUUUUCAAGAUACAGCAAGCGGCAAAGGAAAUCAGUCGUUAAAACUAUUAGUUAUGGUAAGAGAAUGAGUUAAUUAAAUAAUUAAUACCUCUGUGCUUAGAUAUGGAUUAACUAAAAACAUCGAGAGUAUUACGCUCUUCAAAACUCAUUGAUAAACAGUGUACUUUUUAAGACAAUGCGAGGUGAAACGAUGCACAUUGCUCUGUGCUAAGUCAGACUUUUUAAAAAAAUCUAGUGCGCCGUCGUAAUGUGUAACUGUACAUAUUUAUAAUUAAAGUAUAAAAUAUUGUAUACAGUAUAUUUUGGAGAAAUUCAAAUGAGAAUAAACCACAAAAUACAUUUGUUCUGUUAGACUCAAUUGUACCAUUUUAGUACAACGGAUCUUGUACGCCAUUUACCGUAAUUGUCGUUAUCGACAAUAAUCGUACUAGCUGUAUUAUCCUAAAUUAAAAUAUAUAUAAAAUAUAUUGCAAUGCUCAAUAAUCGCGAGUGUUUUUAAUAUAGCGUCUGACCAAUUUAAAAGAAGGAUGCAUUGUAUUGUCAGCCUCGCAAAUUAAUCGAAAAUUAUUGAUUCGUGCAAUAGUCAUUUCGGAACAUUCAAAAGCUUUUAAUAAUGUACCAGAGUAAAUUCAUAAAAUCAUAUUUAUAAUUGUAUUUUAUGUGUUGUCGGAUUGCAGAAUAAAGCAAUAGAUAUAGAUAGUUUUAAUAUUAACUGUAUUUAAUAGCUAUGUAGCGUGCAUUUCAUUACACUAUUAUUCAUAAUAAAUUGCAUAUCAUAGUUUU
This is a messenger RNA of Polistes canadensis, 3174 nucleotides long. Its product is annotated as transcriptional repressor protein YY1-like. Gene Ontology annotation, molecular function: DNA-binding transcription factor activity, RNA polymerase II-specific; RNA polymerase II cis-regulatory region sequence-specific DNA binding. The record is from RefSeq and is a predicted model, not a curated record. Bases 1025 to 2308 code for a protein of 427 amino acids. Gene Ontology annotation, cellular component: PcG protein complex; transcription regulator complex. The transcript has 3 exons. Lineage: Eukaryota; Metazoa; Arthropoda; Insecta; Hymenoptera; Vespidae. Gene Ontology annotation, biological process: regulation of transcription by RNA polymerase II.